AUGGCCUUCACACUGGCCUUCCUAGUCUCCGCUGUUGCCGCACGCCGGUCGAGCAUCUCGAGCCCGACAGCUUUCGUCAACACCUCUCUUCCCCGCGCUGGCGGUGAGCGGCGGGCGAUUGACAGACCGGCAAACGCUUCUCGAGCCACAAGCCAGGAGCACAAGAUCGAGGCACCGCCCGAUGCGGUGGCCACCCCUCGUGGGUCGACUGACCUCUUCUCCUUCUCGAGUGAGAUUCCCGACUGGCGGGGCGCCUGCGCCUCCGUUGACCGCGCCGACCUCGAGGUCGAGCAGGGAGAGAGCGAGGCACCCGACAUGGACACGACCGGCAGCGCUCCCUGGUACCGCCUUGUGGGUUCCCUCGUGCUCGAGUCCGGGGAGCCACCCGGCUGCUGGGCCGCCCCUGGCAUGGAGCGCGCGGACCAGGCGAUCAGCGUGGACCAGGCGAUCAGCGUGAACCAGGCGAUCAGCGUGGACCAGGCGAUCAGCGCGGAGAUCAACACGGCCGAGACGAACACGGCCGGCAGCUCUCCCCUCCUCAUCGGUGCCCUCAUGGGGUGCCUGGGCUUCUCUGUCGUGGCGCUGUCGUGGAGCGGCUCCUCGGCCAGCAAGACUGGCCCCGACAAGGUCGACGGCCAGAAGCGCUCGAGGCGCGCCAAGGAGAACGAGGUCGUGGCACUGACUGGCAGCACUCAGAUCUUCUUCUUCUUCUUCUACUUUGUCGCAAUGGUCGGCUUGUGCGGCGUGGCCUACGAGGCCUUGAAUACUCGGGGGCGCGGCGCCAUGUCGGGUCUCCUAUCCGUCAACAGCAUCGUGCCCGACUCGUGUGCGGCCGACGCAGCUUGGCAGGCCCGGAGGCUGGUCGAGACGGGCCUCGUCGGCGCGGGAGCCUUGCUGCUCAAGCCAACCGCCGCACACGUCCGUGUGGCCGCCGCCGCGCUGCUCGUCGGCAGGGCGGCCGCGCAAGAUGUGUGUGGCGAGUGCGUCGCGUGCAAGUGCGUCGAGUGCGUCGAUGGGAUCCCUUCGGGAUGCUAUCCCUACGAUCCUACCUACGGGCCCGUGGACGCUGAAGAGUGCAUACUCUACGGUGGCAUUGAUUGCUCCGUCUCAUCGCCAUCGCUGCCGCCGCUGCCUCCACUACCGCCACCCUCUUCGCCGUCGCCACCCUUUCCGCCGCCGCCGCCGCCGCCGUCGCUGCCCCCGCUACCGCCGCUUCUUCCACCAUUACUGCCGAUCUCUCCGCCACCAACCUACGCCGCAAGCACCUUCACCGAGCUCCGCGACUCGGUCAACAACCAAACCGGCAAGCCUGGCGACCUCGUCGUCGAGCUGCCAGAGGGAGCCCGCCUCGAGUGGGCCGUCUGCUCGCAGCUUCGCGUGCACUCCGUGCACAUGACUCUGCGGAGCGUGGGCGCCGGCGCAACCCUCGACGCCAUGAACUGCUCCCGCCACUUUGACGUCGCCUUUGGCGGCACGCUCGAGCUCGAGCGCGUGCACCUCGUCAACGGCGGUGCGCAGGCGAGCGGCGGGGCGGUCAAGGUGCGGCACGGCGGGACUUUGAUUGCGACCGAGUCGUCGAUCGAGGGGUCGAGUGUAGUCUCGCUCGACGGCGCGGCGUACGGCGGCGCCAUCGACGCCUCGAACGAGAUGGCGAUUGACAGGCGGGCCACCCGCAUCGAGUCCGCGGUCGGCCUGCAGCCCAAGUUCAAGGUCCUCGUCAGCUUCUACCAGGCGAGCAGCAUCCUCGGCGUCGUCUACGGCGUCCGCCUUGACGAGCACUUUACGCGCUGGCUCAACAUGCUCAAGCUGUUCAGCCUGGACCUGUUCGAUGUUGCCAUCCCCGGCCGCUGCCUCGGAGCCAUGAGCACGCGGCUGCUCGUCGCAGGGAUCUGGCCGUACGUCGCCGUCGCCCUCGUGUCGCUCGCCAUUGUGGCGGCGGCGGCGGUUCCCAACGUCGAGCAGGCAUUCGACCACCAGCUGCUCGGCCGCCUCCUUUACUGGGCGAUCUUCAUCUUCUACCUCGCGCUUCCCUCCGUCUCGCGCUCCAUCUUCAGCGCGAGGCUGUGCGAGUCCUUUGGCUACGACGACGCCACAGGCCAGCGGAUCAGCUACCUGCUCGCCGACCCCUCGCUCACGUGCGACGACGGCCCGACGUGGGACGACAAGACUAGCGGACUCGCGCCGUACUUUUGGGCCUUCUUCGCCCUCUGGCCCGUCCUCGUGCCGCUCGGCUUCUUGGCGCUGCUGCUCCGCGUCCGCAAGCCCGUGGCUGCGCAGCGCGCUACGCCGCUCUCCCGCGCGACGAGUUUCCUCUGGCGGGACUACUCUGCCGGCUUCCUCUUCUGGGAGGUGCUCGACCUGCUGUGCGACAGCACUAUGUACGGAGGCAUGUGCUACAAUCUCGUCGGCUACAAGACCUCGCGCAGCGCCACCACCUUUGUCGUCGUCCUCACCGCGGUCAUGCUCGCCAUCUCGCUAGCCGUCAUCCUCGUAUCGGCGGUCAGCGCCACGAGGGCGAAGACCAUGCGGCUCGCCUCGUCGAAACGCGAGCCGAUGCGCGACGGCAUCACCCUCGCCGACGGCCAGCAGUGGCACCUCUUCCUCAGCCAUGUCUGGAGCACGGGGCAGGACGCCGUCGCCGUAAUCAAGAAUGAGCUUCUGCAGUUCCUGCCCGGCUGCGAGAUCUUCCUCGAUGUCGACGACCUCAAAAACAUCGGAGAGCUGGAGGCGUACAUUGGUCGCUCGCAGGUGGUGCUCUGCUUCCUCUCGCGGGGCUACCUACGCUCGACAAACUGCCUGCGAGAGAUCCGCGCCGCGCUGGAGAUGGGCAAGCCGCUCGUGCUCGUCCACGAGGCAGACCCGGACAAGGGCGGAGGCACGCUCGCCGAGCUGCGAUCCGAGUGCCCCGAGGAGCUGCGGGCCGCCAUCUUUGACGCCGGCUGGCCGAUGGUGGUGUGGCAUCGAAUCGAGGCCUUCCAGCACGUCUCGCUCAAGGUCAUCGCCGAGGCGCUGCUGCUGAAGACGCCAAAGUACGAGGGCGAAAAGGAGCUGCCAAUGUGCGUCCCGGGCGAGCUUCGAGCCGACGACCUCGCCUUCCCCAAGCCGGUGGUUCUCUGGGCCUCGACUUUGAACGCCGGGGCGCGAGUGCUUGCCAAUGCAGUCGCGGUGGCCGUGGCUGGCAGCAUCUCUGUCACCGACGCCAUUCCCUCGCUCCUCUCCUCGCUGCCUCGCGCGAGCGACAGCGGCGGCGACGAGGCGACCCACAUGCUGCUCUACCUGAACAAGGCGACGUGGGCCGGCGAGGGCGCCGAGGCGCUCGCAGAGCAG
This is a messenger RNA of Emiliania huxleyi CCMP1516, 3327 nucleotides long. RefSeq lists its product as hypothetical. The transcript has 6 exons. The annotation marks the transcript as partial. The record is from RefSeq and is a predicted model, not a curated record. NCBI's taxonomy places the organism in Eukaryota, Haptophyta, Isochrysidales, Noelaerhabdaceae.